This is a messenger RNA of Mus pahari (shrew mouse), 3564 nucleotides long. It is a transcript of the gene Kif12, whose product is annotated as kinesin family member 12. The record is from RefSeq and is a predicted model, not a curated record. Bases 441 to 2480 code for a protein of 679 amino acids. The transcript has 20 exons. Gene Ontology annotation, biological process: microtubule-based movement. Gene Ontology annotation, molecular function: microtubule motor activity; microtubule binding; ATP binding. NCBI's taxonomy places the organism in Eukaryota, Metazoa, Chordata, Mammalia, Rodentia, Muridae.
CUUUCUGUGGUCCUCCACUCCCUGGGCUCUGUGCUAAGGCAAGGCUGAGCUAUUGGGAGAUGGAGGGUAUGUGCCAGAAGAGCCUCGUUCUUUCUCUGGCUCUGUGGCCUUAGCGGAGCCCUUCUCAUCCCUGAUUUAUGUCUUUGAGACACAGGAAGGUGGUCUGGGUAAUUCUUUAGAUCUCUCCAGAGAAGACUGGCCAAAGCGAGGGAUCCUUAGACUCCAGAACCACCCCUAGCUAGAAUGCCCUCCCUGGCAUGGAACUUCCCACCUCACAGGUGGGGUGGGUAAAUCUUUAACUUGCUAGCUCUGGGCAGACUGCAGUCUUUCUGGAUGACUGGCUGUGGGAGGGGGAUGGAAAUAAAGUGUGUCUGGACAGUCAUGCUGUGGUGAGCGGGAGGCAUAUUGGAAAGGGAAAGGAAUCCUGUGCACUACAAGAUAUGGAGGAACGUGGGUCUCCUGAUGGAGACCCAGCGUGGAACCUGGAGCAAGGGCCAGAAGGAUCAGAAACCCCCAUUCAAGUGGUGCUCAGGGUGCGUCCCAUGAGCACAGUGGAGCUGCGUCGAGGGGAGCAGAGUGCAUUGCACUGUUCGGGGACCAGGACUCUGCAGGUGAGCCCUCCGGGUGGAGGCCCCGAUGUGGCGUUCCGCUUCGGCGCUGUACUGGAUGGGGCGCGCACGCAGGAGGACGUGUUCAGAGCUUGCGGUGUGAAGCGCCUGGGUGAGCUGGCGCUGCGCGGUUUCUCCUGCACGGUCUUCACGUUUGGCCAGACUGGUUCUGGGAAGACCUACACUCUGACUGGACCCCCUCCGCAGGGGGAAGGGGUGCCCGUGCACCCGAGCCUGGCUGGCAUCAUGCAGAGGACCUUCACCUGGCUAUUAGAUCGUGUGCAGCACCUGGAUUCCCCGGUCACCCUCCGAGCCUCCUACCUGGAGAUCUACAAUGAGCAGGUUUGGGACUUGCUGAGUCUGGGGUCUCCGCGGCCUCUGCCGGUUAGGUGGACCAAGGCUCGAGGCUUCUAUGUGGAGCAGCUUCGGGUGGUGGAGUUUGGCAGUCUGGAGGCUUUGAUGGAGCUCUUGCAGAUGGGUCUUAGCCGUCGUCGGAGCUCCUCACAUACCUUGAACCAGGCCUCCAGCAGAAGCCAUGCUCUGCUUACACUCCACAUCAGCCGCCCAACUUCUCAGCAGGUACCUCCUGUGGACCUUGGGGAGCCCCCUGUUGGAGGAAAGCUGUGCUUCGUGGACCUUGCAGGCAGUGAGAAAGUGGCAGCCACAGGAUCUCGAGGGCAGCUGAUGCUUGAGGCCAAUAGCAUCAACCGCAGCCUAUUGGCAUUGGGACACUGCAUCUCCCUGCUGUUGGACCCUCAGAGGAAGCAGAGCCACAUUCCCUUCCGGGACAGCAAGCUCACCAAGUUGCUGGCAGACUCACUUGGGGGCCGUGGAGUCACACUCAUGGUUGCCUGCGUGUCCCCUUCAGCACAGUGCCUUCCUGAGACUCUCAGCACUCUGCGAUAUGCAAGCCGAGCUCAGCGCAUCACCACCCGGCCACAGGGUCCCAAGUCCCCUGGAGUAAAGCCACCCCAGCAAGCAGAGGCUGAGUUGCUAAGGCUCCAAGAGGAGAAUCGUCACCUGCGGCUCCAGCUGGAUCAAAUGCACACCAGAGAACCAGGGGGGGCCCAUGGAGCCCGGGUGGCCUGGGCCCAGCGGAACCUCUAUGGGAUGCUGCAGGAGUUUAUGCUGGAGAACGAGAGGCUCAGGAAGGAAAUGCGACAGCUGCGAAGUAGCCGGGACCUGGCCCGGGCAGAGCAGCGUGUCCUGGCCCAGCAGGUCCAUGAACUGGAGAGGCGCCUCCUUUCGGCUUGUCCCUUUCCCCAGCAGGGCUCUACCCCUGUGUGUCCCUGCAGGAUGGUUCCAGCUGCCUCCUGCCACGCACUGCCACCCCUCUGCUACUGCCACCACCUCUGUCCUCUGUGCCGAGUGUCCUUGGCCCACUGGGCUUGUCCACGGAGAGAGUGCCACAUGCCACAGCAGGUGCUGGAGCCCGAGGUGUCUCAGUCUGUGCGGCCCCCACCCUGGGCACCUCCACCAAGACCAGGCUCUGCCAACCCCCCACAAGAGAGGAGUCAGAGUGACUGGACCCAGACACGAGUCCUGGCAGAGAUGCUGAUGGGAGAAGAAGUGUUACCCUCUGCACCACCCCUGCCUGCAGGGCCCUCAAACAUGCCACAUGUGCUAAGAGGCCUUCCCUGCAGGCCUCUGAGCCCCUCCUUGUUGUCUUUGCUUUCUGCAAGUCCUCUGCUGCCCCCAGGUGGACAAGGGACAUUCAUACGUUUUCAGCAGAAUCCCAGUCAGGACUCGGGUCUCAGCACUAACAGGGAUUACUUGCCGUCUGAAGGGGUGUGCCGCGAGGGAAGCAGGGAGGAGGAAGGACGAUGGCUGGAACCCCUGGAGGAGAGAGAAGAGAAUGGAGAGGGAUCAUAGCACCGUGGAUGGGAGGAGUCUGUGCUCUGAUGUGAACAGAUGUGGGCUUGAAAAUCUCCCAUGAACGUAUGUAAAUCUAGAGGCUAGGGAUGUUGCUCAAUUGGUAGCGCUCUUGUCCAACAUGCAGGAAGCCCUGGGUUUAACCAGCCCCCGCUCCCGACACACACACAGCAUAAACCAGGUGUAGUUGUAGUGCAUGCUUGUAAUUCUAGCACUCAUGGGAGGAUCAGACAGCCAAGGCAGUGCUGACUACAAAUCCAGUUCAAGGGCAGCCUGAGCUAUGUAAGACUCUGUCUCAAAAAAAAAAUGUUGCUGUUUUAAAUCAAAAUGUUAAUGUGUUACCUUCUUUGGGCCUGUUAUUUAAAAAAAAAAAAAAACAAACCCUAAAUCAUUAGGGAUGAUACAAAGUGUGUUAUCCUCUCUCCAAACUUCCUUUAACUGGUUUAGUCUAAAAGUAGCAUCCUGUUUGGUUCUGCAGCAUAUAUUUUAUGGAGGUCACAAUGACCCUUCAGCUCUCACCAUACCCUAAGAACAGUGCUGUUGCCUGGCCUGUUGGCAUUCACCCCUUCAACCUUCACCACAAAGCUAGGAUCCAGGGACUUGUGUUAGCCCUGUUUAUUGGUGAAGAAAUGAGAACCAAGAGGCCUCAGCAACCUUUUCAAGCACACACAACAGGAAAACCACAGGGAAGCUGGCAGGCUUUGGAGGCUCUGCUCUUGACCUCCUUCAGAGGCUCCCUUUCUUAUGGUGGAGCCCUAGUGGGUCUUGUCAUUCCAGGAGAGUCAAAACCUAUGUCAGUGAAAGGCAACUGCACAUGUGUCUGAGGUAAGUGUGGGGGUUCAUCUGGGUACUGAUGGGAAACCAGUGUGGCUCGGUGAAGGGAUAGCAUCUCUCCCUGUCCUGUUUAUCCUAACGGAUACGAGAGGCUGGAGACCAGAGGAAGAGUCUUGGGAGGAAGGAUGCCUUGCUCUAUAGCCUUCCUGGGCCUUAGUUUUGUCAUAUGAGAUAGAAGCCAGAACCAAGAGAGGCCCCUUGGUCUUGCAAACUUUAUUUGACUCAGCACAGGGGAAUGCCAGGGCCAAGA